Molecule: messenger RNA, 1299 nt
Organism: Hymenoscyphus albidus
Lineage: Eukaryota; Fungi; Ascomycota; Leotiomycetes; Helotiales; Helotiaceae
Source: the annotation of a GenBank genome assembly
AUGUUUACACGCUUGAAAAAUGCUCCCGCCAUUUCAGAUCCUGACGAUGAGGAUACUCAACGCAAUUGGCGACAGGAGGCUGAGACCUGGUAUUCCGACUUGACAUAUAUCUUGGAUGAAAAACAAUUGGAGAUUCCUGACCAUUCAGAGGGGGAGCUUCAGUGCCAGCAGAUCAUACGAAAGAUGGUAGACAAAUUGGCUCUCCAACCGCAAGAUUACCUAGGCGUAUGUGAGCGUUUAGGCAUUGAGCCGCAACUGCCGCAGCUUCGCAACACACCGGUGACAACCAUUCUGAACCCUAUGCAAGUCACGGCUGUAUAUUUCAUAUAUAGGAAGUAUCAAGAGGGUGCUCGGGGUAUACUACGUCUUGGAGAGUAAGAAAUCUGGACAUUGCUCUGUAUGAUACCUGGUCGUUAGCUCUGUACACACCUCUCUUAGAAUAAAAUUAUUCUAAAAGCGCCGACAACUAAAAUAGUCAUAUAAAGAGCUUACAAUAAUUGGUAACUCUUACUUCUUAUUGGCCUAGGUAUCCUAAGACGAUUAUUUUGCUUGUACUACAAGAUUAGUAUAAUAGACUUUUGUAUAGUGUAUAUAGAAUAAGGACUGUAUCUCUUAUAUACUAUUUAAAGUUAUUAUACUAAAAGUCUAGUACAACUUUAUUAAUUGUCAUAUUUUACCUCAAUUAAUAAGGAGUGAAAAGUAUUAAUUGUUCUAAACUAUUCGUAUAAUUGAUUUGGUUGAUAAGCUCUUUAGGAUAAUAUUUUUAUAACUUAGGGGUGUACGGAGUAAUGCCCGCCUCUCUUGCUUCUCCAGGACUGUGCAACUCCAAGACCGCAAUCCUACAGUGAGACCAAACAUUACGCAGUAGCUAAACUCGAAUGGCGACUCAAGAAGCCUGGAUCUACUUGCUAUGAAUACGAUUGGUCUUUGAAAACAGACCACAAUACAAUAUCUGGUGUAGAUUUGGUCACUGAAAACUUGUAUAAAUUUCAUGUCAUCAACUAAUUUUUCCAGUUUCUCAGCAGUAGUAUUACAAUUACAUGUACUCCAUUUAAGACCUACUUUCGAGGUGGGAGUCAAUUAACAACCAUCAAGUUCGGAGCAGGUGGUGCUCUCAAUGCCGCAGGAAGUCGACCAAUUGAUGAACUCAUCUCUAAUCUACCUGGAAAUGACCAUCCCAAUUUCGCGAACCUCCAGAAAACUCUCAACGGUAUCAAGAACAUAUUCAGUCCAAAUUCAGGCACUCAAUCUAUGAACUACCACAAACGUUCAUGUCGUUUCUUUUUUCUAGAAGUUUAA